Morchella importuna is the source of this 258-nucleotide messenger RNA. RefSeq lists its product as uncharacterized. Lineage: Eukaryota; Fungi; Ascomycota; Pezizomycetes; Pezizales; Morchellaceae. Bases 1 to 258 code for a protein of 85 amino acids. The record is from RefSeq and is a predicted model, not a curated record. The transcript has 3 exons.
AUGAGGGGAAAUUCAGCUUUACUUCCGGUAGGGUUUGCGAUUGCCUUUGGUAUUAUUAACGGAUACUCAAUAUUUCAACCUCUCGUUGUCGAGGAGCGUUUGAAGACCCUUCAAGAAAAAGGUGCUCCCGAAGCAGUAACUUCGAUGGCAUCACAAGAAAAGAAAACCGAGGCGGUCCAAAUCGCAAACGCCAACGAGAGAGCGGCCAAAACAGUGCUACAAAAGCUGAAGACAGAAGGGAAGCCUACGAGUAACUGA